AUGUCGCAUGUUUCAUCUGUGGUCGUUGAUGUGCACGAAUCUUCCAAAUGCCAGAAGGUUCGAUGGAACGCAAGGCCCACGUCGGCUCAAGAACAUCCCUCGCAAUCGUACGACACGAGCAGCCGGCGAGCUCCAGAUCCACGCCGAUCACGUGAUGUGGUAGAACCUUGGAGAAGCUUCCCGCGGCUGCUGGCAGCUGCCCGCGCCAACUGGUCAAUGCAUGAACAAACGCGCAACUCCACCAACUGGUCAAUGGCCUUUGCUGGCACCUUCCAGCAACGCUUGGUUGCCAACCUGACAAUGGUUCCUCCCUUGCAACCAACACUCCCUGUCGUGUCACCACUGACAAUUAUUUAA
Messenger RNA from Penicillium diatomitis, 357 nucleotides. RefSeq lists its product as uncharacterized. Lineage: Eukaryota; Fungi; Ascomycota; Eurotiomycetes; Eurotiales; Aspergillaceae. The coding region runs from base 1 to 357 and encodes 118 amino acids. The record is from RefSeq and is a predicted model, not a curated record. The transcript has a single exon.